CUGAUUCACAUAUGAUGGCUUGAACUCAGAUGACAGAGGGUCAAUCUGAAGAAACUGGAAGUGCACCAGAGGGAGUUAGUGUCCUUAGAAGAAAUUCAGAUGAUGUGGGAUGGGAGUAUGGGGUUCUUGUUGAUGUAAACAAUAAGGACAAGGUAAAGUGCAUACUGUGUGACAAGCAAAUGUGUGGAGGGGUUUAUCGGUUGAAGCAACAUAUCGCCCAGGAAGGAAAGAAUGCGAAGAAAUGCCAAGGCAUUAAGACCACCAAAGAGAAAUUGUUGGAGGCUCAAGAAAAGUGCAAGAAAGCACUAGAUGGAGCAAAAAGGAAAAGGGAGGUGAAGACAGUUCGUGAGCUAGAACUUAGAGAGGAAGUUCAUGUGUCUAGGGUUGGAGGAUCAGAAGAAGUGACUUGUGUUGGAAGUUCAGAGCCUCACAAAUUAGGCCCCAUGGACAAAUGGACAAAAGCUAUUGAUCCUACAGCAACCAAAUCUGAAUCUUUGACUCAACAGAGGCUGAACAAGGAACUUUGGAAAGAAAGAUUACAUGAGGUGCAUAAAUAUAUUGCAAGAUGGGCCUUUAACCAUGCAAUAUCAUUCAAUGCAUGUGACAACGAUGAGUUCAAGCAAAUGUGUGAAGCAAUUGGACAAUUUGGGCCUGGAAUUGAACCUCCAACUAUGUUUGACCUGCGAGGGAGAUUGUUGGAAGAAGAAUAUGCAAGAACCAAGAGUUUGCUGCAAGAACGUGAAGCCGAGAAGAUGAAGAAUGGGUGCUCUAUUAUGACCGAUGCUUGGUCAGAUAAGAAGAGGAGAAGCAUAAUGAAUGUUUGCACUAAUUGUGCUGAUGGAACUAGUUUUAUUUCCUCAAAAGAGAUGUCAGAUGUGUCACACACAAGUGAAGUGAUCUUUGAACUAGUGGACAAAGCAAUCGAAGACAUUGGUCCAGAUGAUGUGGUGCAAGUUGUGACUGACAAUGCUUCUAACAACAUGGGAGCAAAGAAGCUACUGCAUGUGAAGAGACCACAUAUCUUUUGGACCUCUUGUGCAACUCACACAAUUAACUUGAUGCUCCAAGGAAUUGGCAACAUGCCUCGGUUCAAGAAGGUGAUUGACCAAGCAAAGGCAUUCACCAUAUUUGUCUAUGGGCACACAAGAACACUAGAGUGCAUGAGAUACUUCACUGAGGGGAAAGAGAUAGUAAGGCCAGGAGUGACUAGGUUUGCUUCAAACUAUCUAACUUUGGACAACAUACAAGAGAAGAAGGACCAGCUAAGAAAGAUGGUGGUUCAUAGUAGGUGGGACUCAUUGAAGGAUGUGAAAUCAAAGAAGGGAAAAAAUGCCACAACAACUAUAUUGAAUCCAACCUUUUGGAAGGAUGUGAAAUUGACAUUGGCAGUUUUUGCGCCAUUGUUCAAAGUUCUCCGUUUGGUUGAUGGAGAUGUGAAGCCAUCCAUGGGAUUUGUAUAUGGAGAAAUAUUAAAGGCAAAGAGACAUGUCAAAGAGGCCCUUGGCAAUGUUGAGAACCGUUUCAAGGAUGUUGUUGCUGUUAUUGACAAGAAGAUGGCUGGAAGACUUGAUUCUCCAUUGCAUUUGACAGCUUAUUUGCUGAAUCCACACUACAGUUAUGCUGACCCAUCAAUCUUUGAUGUUCCCAAAAUAACAGAAGGUUUUAUCAAUUGUGUGGAGACUUUUUAUUACCAUGACGACGAAAUGCAAGAACAAGCAGCCAACAUCGAACUCCAGAAGUUUCAGAAUAGAGAAGGUCCAUUUAGCAAGAAACUUGCAAGGACUUUUGAAAACUUUGAUUAUAAUCCAGGUAACAGCUGUUUAUAAUCCAGGUUUUUUAUUUCAGCAUUGUAACAAGCAAUCUGUUAUACUACUAACUAAUAGAGAGGUAUUUUAUUUCAGCAUCAUGGUGGCGGCUUUAUGGAACUGAAACACCAGCUCUACAGAAGAUGGCUACCAAGAUCCUAUCUUUAACAACAAGUUCUUCUGGUUGUGAAAGAAAUUGGAGUGGGUUUGAUGGGGUAAGUACCUAUCUGUUAUCAAAAUUACAGCAGCAUUACAAUAAAAUUGCAGAACUAAAAGUGCUCUUAUUUUUAAUUUAUAGGUGCACACUAAGAAGAGAAAUAGGCUUACUACAGACCGCCUCAACAAGUUGGUCUACAUUCAGUUCAACAACAGGCUAAUUAACAAGAGAGCAAAGAUCAAGUCCAAGAAAAUUACUGAUGUUCUCUUGUCUAGUGGUACAACUGAAGCUCAAGGUUUCCUCCAAGAGAAUGGAGAUGAUUGUGCAUUAGUCUCCUUUAGAGAUGACGAAGACGAGGAAGAAGUCAUGGAAGGUACAGGGAUACCUUGGUCUGUGCUUGGAGAUGCAGUGGGAGCAGAAGAACAACUAGAGCUGCGUAGAAGUUCAAGGGUGAGAGAGCUCAAUGAAGAAGAGUUUGAGUCCGAAGAAGAAGAGUUUGAUGAAGAUGAGGAUGAGGAUGAGGAUGAGAUGGAUGAAACCGGCGUGUGAGCCAGCUUCAUGUCAUGUUUUAGCUUUUAUUAUGCAUCCAUGUAUCUUUAACUUGUGAACUUAGAACUCCUGUUGUGCGCUUGUGUUUUGUGUUGUGGCUUGUGAGAACUGAAUCAU
Zea mays is the source of this 2628-nucleotide messenger RNA. Its product is annotated as hAT transposon superfamily protein. The transcript has 2 exons. The record is from RefSeq and is a predicted model, not a curated record. Bases 30 to 1826 code for a protein of 598 amino acids. Lineage: Eukaryota; Viridiplantae; Streptophyta; Magnoliopsida; Poales; Poaceae.